AUGAAAACUUAAAAGUUCAAUCAAAGAAACAUACAUCACCAAAGUGGGAUUCUGAAGACUAUGAUAUACUAAGCGUUCAAGGCAAUAAUAUUUAUACUAACUAAGAACGAUUUAAUUUUUAUCCUAAACCUCAAGAAGAACAGUAAAAUUAUUAGGGUUAUCAUCAAUAAAUAUAGGUGGAGAUAGUAAAGUUUGAGAAAGACUUCAAAGUAGAGUGAUUUUAUUGACUUAAAAGUAUAAAGCUCAGAUUAAGAAACAACUGAUAAUCCAAUUUUAGCAAUGUAAGAUUGCAUCUAAGAUGAGGAUGGCCUCUUAACUUGCGUUUAUGCAGUCAUGGACAAGAAAGACUACAUUGAACAAAUAGGUAGUACUUUGACAAUCUCUAGUGACACUUUUGGCUCAAUUACGAUUAAAGAUAGUGGAUUAAAGAAGAGUGGUGAUGGUAAAUACUAAGAUGAUAGAGGUAAUACAUUUACCUUUAAAACAGGGGGUAAUGAUGGCUUUAAAAUUAAUAUCGGCAGUGAUAACUCAGUUAAUGUUCAAAAUCCAUCUCCCAUCGUUCAAUCAAGUUUCUAACAGAGAUCACCCCAAUAUAAACUUCGAGACUAUCCGUUUGGCUAUUAUUAUUGA
Messenger RNA from Stylonychia lemnae, 630 nucleotides. The record is from the annotation of a GenBank genome assembly. NCBI's taxonomy places the organism in Eukaryota, Ciliophora, Spirotrichea, Sporadotrichida, Oxytrichidae.